Molecule: messenger RNA, 1230 nt
Organism: Amoebophrya sp. A25
Lineage: Eukaryota; Dinophyceae; Syndiniales; Amoebophryaceae
Source: the annotation of a GenBank genome assembly
GAGAGCUGUGAAAAAAGGGCAGAUUGUCGCCAACUUAUAAGGACCUAUUUGCGAGAAAUAGAUAAGGUGUGACACUUGUUGUAUGGCGUGCGCAGACGGGAUGGCGACGGAAUGUGCUAACUAAGAACGAGAAAAGAAGAUACCCAGAUGCUUCCCUGUAUUUUCGAACCAGCGACCUUAGCAGCCGUGCGCGUGCUGGAGAAAGCAGGCUCUUCGACAAGUAGUGGUCGCAACAGCGACGUCACAGCCGAUGUCGAACCAAGUGACGAAACACUCACGUUCGUCAAAGUCACUCGGCUUAUCGGCUAUACGAGCGAUAACUUGCGUGAGGUCGGCGGACACUCUGUGCGCUUGGGGCUGCAACCGCCUCUGCGGCGUCGCGUGAGGCCGGGGAUUUAUCUGGUGUCUUUGGAGAUCGGAGCUAGCGCGUUACAAGAGGGGGGCAGCGAAGGUAGUAGUUACGCAACUACUACCUCUGAACCACGGCGGAUUGUAGGUUUGGGAGCAGUGCCGACGGUAGAACAGGUUGGUCCAAAUCGUAUUGAGGUGAUGUUGUUGCGUGAGAACGAGAAUGUGCGUCCGGGAUCUGAAUCAACGGUCCGGUAUUGGAGGGAAGAGGAGAUACGGGAAGAAAUCAAAGUUACUUCAUCGCCUACAACUGAAACAAAUCCAAAUUAUGCUGGUGGAAAUCAUAAUAUCGCAGCAGAGCAUGUUGAGCAAAGGUCCAGUGCUUCUCCUCGCCCUCUUAGAGAGGAAAUCACAGUGCGAUUUCUUUAUCGUGUUGCAGAUUUCUCGUACAUUGGUGUGGGGCCAUGGUUGCGAGACCAAAUUCUGAGGCACCAAGAUAUGGUAAACCAAAAGCUGGCGACUUCAUCUCGCGGGGUCGUUCCUGUUGUUGUAGACACUAAUAUUACACCAACAAACUCCUGUUUUGAGGAUGACUCAGCGGUAACACAGUAUACAACAGGCGCGCAACUUCCGGGUGUUGCGGGUGGGGAUCGAGGUCAGGUUGAGAGUGAAGCGAAAGAACCUGAUGAAAAGACAAUGGCACAAUACUGGACAAAACAUGGAGGAAUUUGAUGUCCUAGAAAGAAGCCAAUGUGGGUAGCCAACGCGCUGUGAACUCAGUUCCAUAUUUGAGUGCUCCUGCUUUGUUCCAUAUUCAUGGCCUUGAUGAAGGAGCACAGUCGCAGUACAAAGGGAUGUGCAGUACACGUGUUGAAAACGGAG